Molecule: messenger RNA, 1824 nt
Organism: Durotheca rogersii
Lineage: Eukaryota; Fungi; Ascomycota; Sordariomycetes; Xylariales; Xylariaceae
Exons: 3
Coding region: 489-1085 (198 amino acids)
Source: RefSeq, a predicted model, not a curated record
AGACACGGCUUGGGAAUGCAGCUUAUUACGGCGUCUCUGCUGCCGAGCGGUCCACGUACCAGUAAGAUGGACAUUAUCCCGAACCAGAGAAUCCCUGGCUCGCAUGUGCAUAUAGAUAGAUAUACCCCCGGGAUCUGGGAAUGCUGAUAAAUCUGUAUGGGCGUGUCCAAAACACCUGCGGAGACGGCAGUAAGAGCUGGCUAGGCGUACUUGGCCAGCGCCAAUGCCGCAGGGCCAAGUGGCUGCGAUGCCUGGGUAGGUAGAUCUAUCUACUUACGUAUGUGGCAGCCUUCGAGCAUUUCCACCGAGUUGAGGGGUAUUGUUGGAGCUGAUGGGUGGCCGUGACCGGAGAGCAGCUAGGUAUUUAUUGUCAGAUAGCUCCUCGCUGUGUUUUGGGUAGUUUAAUAUCUGUAGAACUUCCCUUGUCUGCACCUGAUAACACCAUUAAUAACGGAGCUAAGAGACCUUUAUUCCUCGCGGGGUUCAACAUGGCCGAGUCCACGGCACCUGUCCCAGAAUACUAUGUGAGCAGUUUCCCUGCGCCGGGGCUGCGUCAGAUCUUUCGACACAUCACGCAGAACAAUGCCAAAGGCGAGUCUCAGUUUCUCAGUUCAGACCACGGCGAGCAUUACCGCCGCAUGGUGGACAACCGGGCAGUCGCCAACAUCAUCUAUUCCACUCGAGAAAAUCCCGUCGACCUCAACAACAAUAUAGACGUCCAGAAAGCACAUGAGGCAGAGCCACCAUUCCACUACCCCAGCGGGUCCAUAGUCCGCAUGAUCGACUUUGGCCCCGGCGUAGAGUCGCCGUUUCACCGGGCGAUGACCAUCGACUACGGCGUGUGCAUCGAGGGUGUCUUUGAGCUCACCCUCGACUCCGGCGAGAAGCGUAUAUUGCGUCCGGGCGAUAUCUGCGUCCAGCGGGCUACCAACCACAAGUGGAAGAAUAUUACAGGCAACGGCACGCUUCCGGGGCGGAUGCUGUGGGUUCUCCUCGACUGUAAGGAGGUCAUAGUGGGCGGGAAGAAGGUGGAGGGCGAUCUAGGCGACCUGCAUAGCGAAUAUAAGGGGCGGGGAAUCUACUAAGGGCUCUCUCUUCGCACCGGACGGCCGGACGCUCGGUCCAUCGCAUCGUGGACACUAGAACGCGAGGUAAUACUCGCCGUUUCCGGAACCGUCAUAGUCGGCAUCCGGGCAACUAGGCGUUGCCGAAACACAGGGUGAACUUCUGACGAGCCGGCAACGCGAGCAAAGGAGAACCGGUUCAGCGGUAACAGCUGAUAUCGGUGUUGUGUAAUUAUUAUGCCUCUUCGGCCCGUGGACCGAAUAUUACUAUGACGGGACCGCCGCAUACCAGGUUUAAAUGUCGGCCGUGUGAUUCGAGUCGGACGCCGAGGAGGAAACAGCAGUGGACGAGGCGACGGAAUGGCUAACGAUAUGAGUGCAUUUCCGGUUUCGAUGAGACCCCCCGUGAAGCGUAGGUAGACAGGCUCAGGGCGCGUCGUCCCAUGGACACAGACAUAGGUAAUACCUACUAGGCAGAUAGGCAAACUGAACCACGAAUACGUGAACGGCGCCGGUAUGGACAGGGAAAGAAGUAGGUAGGUUACGAAGAAAGGAUAACAGGCGGGCACCCAUAUAAUAUACUUACGAGUCUAUGCUGGGGGGUGCUUUACCUGAACAGAGGGAGAUGUCAUGUAGGUAUCAUGGUAGGUAGGUAGGUAGGUAUAGGAGCUCCGGUUGCUGAGGUAAGCAACGAAGAGGUGCGAAAUAGGAGCAACCUCUACGUAACACCCUUUUAGCUUUCACGAUAGUAGCUUAGAAC